AUGGCAUUCCAGUGUCCUUCGUGCGGCAAAGGUGGUUUCAAGGAUGAUGUAGCUGUUGCUCGUCACAUGAGCCAACCUCGCUCUGGCUGCAGUACAUGGCUGCAGGAUUUGAUAUGCUCGCGCUCCGAGGGCUACACGUUCCUUGACUUAUUCAAUUCAGAUGAGAACAGCAAACACCGUGCAACAAAUCCAUAUUAUCCAUUCAGUGGCCAGAAAGACUGGGAAGUUGGGUCAUGGCUACUUCACUCUGGAUUAAGCAUGGGGAAGAUAGACAGUUUUCUUUCGCUCGACAUGAUAAAGACCCUUCCGUUGUCGUUCCAUUCGGCCAAGGAACUGCGCGGCAGAGCGGAAAUGUUGCCUAGUGGCCCAUGCUGGAUGUCUCAAGUAGUACCUACAGCACAUCCCACGAAAUCGCCCAUUGUCUUGUAUUGGCGUGAUCCCUUAGAUUGUAUUUCGGGCCUUCUCAACCACCCUGCCUUUCACGACCAUCUAGACUUUACGCCUCGCAGGGUGUAUAGCACUGCGCAGCGGCUGUGUCACGUGUAUUCAGAGUGGAUGACUAGUGAUGAUGCGUGGAAUAUGCAGUCAGCCCUACCAAGAGGUGCAACACUCCUGGGGACCAUCUUAUCGUCUGACAAGACGAAUAUAUCAACCAUGACAGACGACAGAUCAUCUUCGAAUGCCUUUGUGCUUACCGCUCUACUUCCCGUCCCAAAAUUCAUCCACAGGAAAAAACGCAUGCGAGGCGUACUUGAGGAUCGCCUCAUUCAUGAAUGCUUAGAUAUUGUUCUCCGUCCACUCAAGCUGGCUGCUCACGAAGGAGUCAUGCUAUCGGACCCUGUUGGACACACAACUACACUCUCCCAGCUGGACAUUGCACGGAGUAAAGCUGAUCCCAACGACAUCGAGGCAUUUUUUCGCGAAGCACAGAAGUUUCGUUUGAAUGGCGUGAAUGCACCAUUCUGGAUGGAUUGGGUCCUCAGUGAUCCAUCACAUUUUCUCACUCCCGAAUUUCUUCACCUCAUUCAUCGUGAGUUCUACGAUCACGACGCAAGUGGCUUAUUUAUUGACUUUCGGUUCUCUGUGUUGCAGGCUGUCACUGGGUUCCGUCAUUUUCAUGGCGGGAUUUCAAAGCUCAAACAGGUUACAGGACGUACUCAACAUGACAUUCAACGCUCGAUCAUUGCAGUCAGUGCGGAUGCAAUACCUAGCGCAGUGAUGACUGCUGUACGAGCUCUGAUGGACUUUCGAUAUCUCAUACAGUCACCCGUAAUUGACGACAUCCUACUCGCCCGAAUUUCCACUGCACUUGAUCAUUUUCACGCUAACAAAGAUGCUAUUAUAGAGGGUGGAUUUCGUCGUGGUCAGCGUGGCAGACUCAUGCAGUCCAUAGUUCCAAGCAUAAGGAACAUUAGAGUUUCUCUGCAAUGGACAGCUGACACCACGGAGCAUGCCCACAUAACGGAAAUCAAAAGUCCUGCUCACUUGAGCAAUAAUAAUAAUUAUGAUCCCCAGAUAUGUCGCCAUCUUGACCGUGCUGAUAAAUGCCGCCACUUUGACCUCGCUAUGAGUCUGCUCGACAAUGUCCCAGACUCGGGGCAGCAGGAUCCAGAUGAUGAUGAGAAGGAUGAGAAUGUCGAUUUCGACGUGGACGACGAUUGCAAUAUCCCAGCAGAUCUUCUUACGACAAUGAAAUACCCUGGACAUUCGCGUCCAAUCACCAAUUACUUUGGAAUUGCCAAGGUCCUCCAGCACAGGGAAGUGGGGACAGUCCCUGUGCCACUGCGCUCAUUCGUUGUCAAACACACAGCAUUUCACCUCACCUACGACCCUUCUAUUAGAAAUAUAUCUGUUGACGAUGCUGCCAUUAAGUUUGCUAUUGCUGACUUUCUUCGUCGUGAGGCUACUCACGGGAGGGAUCACAUACAUACUAUUGGGGGGGCUAGAAGAGCUGGACCUACUGCUUCACUUCCCUUCGACAAACUUCAAGUCUGGUUUAAACUUUGGGUGCAGGACACCAAUUUCCACCAUGCUAGCAUCAUACGGCCUGCACAGACCCUCAACUGUGCACCUCCUUCUGAUCCCUGGACAUGUGGCCAGUAUGACACAGUCAUUAUUAACAACGAGGCGGGGUACUUAUGGCCAGAAGAUGGUCUUCGUGGUCAUACGAUUGGCCAAAUCAGGCUUAUCAUGCGUGCUAUUGGAAAAAGUGGCACGAAUUGGUCAUGGAAGGACCACUUUCUGGUUUACGUGCAUCACUUUGACAUUGUUUCUCAAAGCUCCGGUGCUGAUGAUCGUGAGCCAAUGAAGCGUUCGAAUGGCACUUGGGUGGGCGAUGUCAUACCUGUGACACAGCUCAGAGCACCUGUCAACCUUGUCCCUUGCUUCAGUGCAAGUGCGGACAACCGUCUCACCCCAUAUAAUAGCAUGGAACAUGCUUCUCAGUUUUGGCUCAACAGGUAUUGGGAUAAGAAUGUAUAUUUUCCCCUUUCCAUGUAG
Suillus discolor is the source of this 2499-nucleotide messenger RNA. RefSeq lists its product as uncharacterized. The record is from RefSeq and is a predicted model, not a curated record. Bases 1 to 2499 code for a protein of 832 amino acids. Lineage: Eukaryota; Fungi; Basidiomycota; Agaricomycetes; Boletales; Suillaceae. The transcript is spliced from 11 exons.